Molecule: messenger RNA, 2183 nt
Organism: Phyllotreta striolata
Lineage: Eukaryota; Metazoa; Arthropoda; Insecta; Coleoptera; Chrysomelidae
Source: the annotation of a GenBank genome assembly
AAAAAUAAAGUCGAAUGUGAUAGGUAUUACCUACAUAUAGUUUUGAGUAACUUGUUAAAAUGAGCAAUAAUUUACCUUCAAUAAAAAUAGAGCGACCUCUAUACGAGUAUCAGAAAUUAAGAGAAGAUCUGAACUACGAGAAAACUAAAAAGCCUUAUAAAUUUUGUAAAAAUGUUACUUGCAAAAAAAUUAUAACCAGCACAAUUCCGGCUAUCGGUUGGAUUCCAAAAUAUGAGAAGACUUUUGUUUUGGGUGAUCUCGCAGCAGGAUUUACAAUCGCUGUCAUGCACAUACCUCAAGGAAUGGCUUAUGCCUUAUUAGCUAAUUUACCGCCAGUAAAUGGAAUUUAUAUGGCCAUAUUUCCAGUUCUCAUGUAUUUUUUCCUCGGAACCUCUAAACAUGCAUCUAUUGGGACAUUUUCGAUAGCUGCAGUAAUGACUGGUAAAGCUGUCUUAGAGUACAGCGAUUCAGAAACAUCACCCAGCCAAGUAGCAGCUAUUCUCACUUUAGCAGUGGCUACAAUACAGUUAAUCAUGUGCUUUUUGAGACUGGGUAUUGUGAGCACUCUUCUAUCUGAUGUAUUGGUGAACGCUUUUACUGCAGCGACAGCAUGUCAAAUAGUAGUCACUCAAGUGAAGGAUCUUAUUGGUUUAACGAUCCCAAAAGUUUCAGGAAACUUUUUAGCGAUAAGAACGUUGAUGAAGAUAUUUGAAAAUAUUGGGGAUUUCAAUGUAGCGGCGACCUUAAUCAGCGUUAUUUCAAUAGCGAUAUUGGUAGUCAGCAAUGAAUAUUUAAAGCCAAUUAUUGCAAAGAGGACAACAAUUCCGAUACCGAGUGAACUGUUUGUAGUUGUAUUAGGUGUUUUGACGUCUCAAUAUAUCGAUCUUCCCAAUAAGUAUCAUAUCAAAACAGUGGGUCACAUUCCUAGCGGGUUACCUGAACCAUCAUUGCCUCCAAUUUCUUUAUUUCCCUCAGUAGCUUUAGAUGGGCUGUCGCUAGCCAUUGUUUGCUAUGUCACUUCGAUGUCUAUAGAAUUAAUCCUGGCUCACAAGGCAAAUUACGAAAUUGAUCCCAAUCAGGAAUUAAUGGCCAUGGGUGUGAGUAAUGUAGUGGGAUCAUUGUUUUCUUGCAUGCCGAUAUCUGCUUCACUAUCUAGAUCGACAGUUCAACUAGUUGUUGGUGGGAAAACUCAGAUUGUUUCUAUUUUUUCAGCCAGUAUAUUGAUAGUGACAUUGCUUUCGAUUGGACCGUUUUUUGAGCCAUUGCCCAGAAGCGUACUUGCAAGUAUAAUAGUGGUUGCACUGAAAGGGAUGUUAAUGCAAAUGAAACAAAUAAUUACUUUUUGGAAAUUGAGCAAAGUGGAUUCGACUGUAUGGAUAGGGACAUUUCUAACAGUGGUUUUCGUGGGUUCUGAAAUUGGACUUUUAGUUGGUAUUAGUCUAUCACUGUGUUCAGUUUUCAUCUUAAGUUUGAAACCUGAUACCAGUCUUUUGGGUAAUGUUCCUAAUACAGAUUUGUAUCUAGAUAUUGAUAGAUUUAAAAAGGCAAAAGAAAUAAACGGCAUUAAGAUUUUCCAUUAUUGCGGCGGGAUAAACUUCGCGACGAAAAAUAUGUUCCGUGAUGAAUUAUACAAAAUGAUUGAUUUAAACGCACAAAAGGAAUUAUUAUUACGAGCUAAAUUAAAGAAACUUCAGGAACAGUUUGAAAAGAACAAAGACGGCAAAUUAACGGAAAAAAUGAACAGGAACGAAUCUAAAAUUAACAAGUGCAUAAAAUAUUUGAUAGUAGACUUUUCGUCCGUAACUUAUUUAGACCCAAGUGGGGCGGAAAUGCUGAGAAGCGAAUUCAAUAAUUUCAAAAAAUUAGAUAUUUCGUUUUAUAUAGCUGGGUGCUCAGAUCGAGUUUAUAACACUUUUGAAAGAUGUGGUUUAAUUUCUAAAGAUGAGAAUUAUUUGCGAAUAUUUUCAAGUAUUCAUGAUGCCGUGCAAUGUGCUUUAUUCAAUUUAGGAGCAGAAGAAAAUCAAGCCGAAAAAAGUAAUAAAAUUGAAGAAAUGGAAUUAGCUGAAUUAGUAUAAGUUACUUAAUUUAUUUUAAACAAAAAUUGAAUUCAAUACUCGUAGUAUUAAUUGUUUGUAGUAUAAUUGUAUAUACAUACUUGGAUGGAAGAUUAAAAUAGAAAAAAC